GUGGAGUAACCACUGUUAUUGACAUGCCAUUAAAUUCAAUUCCUCCAACUACUACCGUUGAUAAUUUAAAACAAAAAAUUGACGCUGCUAAAGGAAAAUGCUGGGUCGAUGUUGGUUUUUAUGGUGGAGUUAUUCCAGGAAAUCAGAAUGAUUUGGUUCCUUUAAUAAAUGCUGGUGUCAAAGGAUUCAAAGGCUUUUUAAUAAAUAGUGGCGUAGAUGAAUUUCCCUGUGUAAACGUGCAAGAUGGUCAUAAUUCAAUAUUUAUGUUUCAUGCCGAAAUGGAAUCUAACGAUGGAAAUGAUAUUGAGAUAUCUGAUGAAAACUCUUUUCAUUAUAAUCGUUUUCUUCAAUCUCGACCACAAUCUCUUGAACUUAAUGCCAUUUCUCUUGUUACUCGACUUGCUAAGGAAUAUAGUACUGUACGCACUCAUAUUGUUCAUUUGUCAGCUGCGGAUGCUAUUGAAAUGAUCCGCCAAUCCAAAUCCGAUGGUGUCCCAUUAACUGUUGAAACAUGUUUUCAUUAUUUAUGUCUGUCUGCUGAAGACGUACCAUUAG
Messenger RNA from Racocetra persica, 555 nucleotides. The record is from the annotation of a GenBank genome assembly. NCBI's taxonomy places the organism in Eukaryota, Fungi, Glomeromycota, Glomeromycetes, Diversisporales, Gigasporaceae.